This is a messenger RNA of Setaria italica (foxtail millet), 1289 nucleotides long. RefSeq lists its product as uncharacterized. The record is from RefSeq and is a predicted model, not a curated record. The transcript has 4 exons. Lineage: Eukaryota; Viridiplantae; Streptophyta; Magnoliopsida; Poales; Poaceae. Bases 325 to 1062 code for a protein of 245 amino acids.
CGCCGUCCGCUGCCGUCCGUGGCGGGCGGCGGCCCGUGACCGGCGCCGUCCGCUGCCGUCCGUGGCGGGCGGCGGCCCGUGACCGGCGCCGUCCGCUGCCGUCGUGGUGGGCGGCCCCCUGACCGACGCCGUCCGUGGUGGCCGGCCCCCUGACCGACGCCGUCCGUGGUGGGCGGCCCCCUGACCGACGCCGCCCCUGACCGACGCGCCGCGCCCCUAGCUUGCUGCCGCCCCUGUGAAGCUUCGCCACCGGAGCCAAGCGCCGGAUCUGCCAAGCGUCGCCGCCCGUACCAUCCGCCGGCGCCGCGUCUCCUUCUCUCAAAGAUGGAUAAGAGGACCAAGAUUGUAACUUGUGCUACUGCUGCAUACAUGUUGUUGUCAAUGAUGGCGGUGAUUAUUCAAUCUAGAAAACGUAAACGAUGUGCCAGAAGGGUUGGUAUUACCUAUGGGCCUAUGGAGUUGAGUGGUGCCCUCUUUGAUGAAGAAAACUGCAUGAUUACACUAGAUGAGGAGCACUACAACGGCCAUGUCCAGGAUCACAAGUCUGAUGCUGAGUACUUGAACAAGCCCCUCUUGCACUAUAGAGAGAUGACGGCAAUAUUUGGCAAUACAAUGGCUACUGGAAAUUUUGCAAAAGACUCAAGUGCACCUCUAGGUAGAGAGGAUGAUGAGGGUGAAAGUCAAGAAGAGGGGGAUGAGGUUACUGGGCAUGGUCCAAGUGAGGGGCAUACCACUCAAGGGGCAACGUCUUCUGCUAGUAGACCUAGUAAGAAGUCCAAGAUAGCUGAAAUGGAGGAGGAUGGGCUGGUUGCCGCCUUCAAAAGUGUAGGUGAGAACCUUGCCGCUGCCAUAAAAAUGGUAGCUAAACCUGAUAAUGAGCUGCCACCUGACCUAUUUGAUGUCUUGAACCAACUUCCUGGUUUUAAUUCAGCACACAUAUCCUUCUACUAUGCUCAUUUGGUGAGCAAUCCUCACAUUGGCAAAGCUUUCUAUAACUUGCCAUUCGAGCACAAGUUAAAUUGGGUCACAAUGUUCAUCGCUGAGAAGUUCCCUGGAAUGUAAGAGUGAUUUCAAUGAGUAGGAUGUUUCUUUUGUUAAAACUUGAUCAUGAAUUAGUGUCUAAGUUCUGAAUUUAUAUUAUGUAAGCUUCAACUUGAUGGCUGAUAUUGUAUUGCCUUGAACUUGGUAUAUGUAAGGCUAUCACUGGCCAUUGACGUUGCUCAAGACUGAUGAACUUUUGGUGUAUGUAUGUAAGGCUUGAACUUGGUAUAUGUUGUUAUUUUCAUCCA